This is a messenger RNA of Brassica napus (rape), 1141 nucleotides long. Its product is annotated as rab GTPase-activating protein 22-like. The record is from RefSeq and is a predicted model, not a curated record. The transcript has 4 exons. Lineage: Eukaryota; Viridiplantae; Streptophyta; Magnoliopsida; Brassicales; Brassicaceae. Bases 64 to 525 code for a protein of 153 amino acids.
GAGAGUCAGAAAUCUUGGAGAAGAAAAAUAGUGAACGGGAUCCCUAGCUUAGCUUGGGGAUUGAUGUUUGGACGACUACGAUUGACGACGACCAUGGCUAUUCGCUCCGUCUCCGUGCUCUUCUUCUUGCUGAUCAUCGGCGGGAGAUGGAUCGUCUUUGCCGAUGGAAGCAGCGGUGGCGCCGGGAGGAACGGCUACUCCGGCGGAGCAUGGUCGUCGGCAGUUGCUCCCUCCAAUGUUGGCUUAGCUGUCGCUGUCACCGUCAUGGCCGGUCUCGCCGUGGCUUUCACCGUCUACUCCCGUAGAGGGAGCAUUGGAUCACCUUGGUCACUGAGGAGAAGGAAGCAUGCGCUUCAACCUAGUCAGUGGAAUGCUUUUUUCACCGACCAAGGCCGACUCAGUGAUGGAGGUGUUAAGUUUCUCAAGAAAGUUCGCAGUGGGGGUGUGGAUCCAAGCAUCAGACCUGAAGUUUGGCCGUUCCUACUUGGAGUCCACCGAAGAAAUGAGCGGUUGAUUGAGGACUGAAACGAUCAUCUUUCAACGAAUUCUUUGGAGAUUGAAGGAAACUGGGUAUCGUGGAGACAUCAUCUUCCAUCUCCGGUCGUCUUCCACACCGUACAAAGGUACCCUCUUGAACUCAAACAGACUCCUGCUCUCUGGUUUGCUUAUCGUCUUCUUCUCAACCGUCGAUCUCUCGUCUGAGCGUUGAUCUCUUCUCCGGUAGCGGUACCAGCGACUAUCGCCGUUGAUAAUUCAUCGCUGCAACUAUGCAAAUCUGUAGAAUACCUUCCUCGAUUACGUAUGAAGAGGCUGCGCUCGAUUUAAUGCUAAGGCGUUACAGAAAGUUAAUCGCAGAUGGCUUCAUCGAGGAAAGGGUAUUGAGUUUUGUUUUCUCAAUCAAACAAUAUAUUGAGCCCGGAGAAAAAACACGUUAGAAGCCAAGAUAAAAGAACAAAAAAGUUUGUUUUCGAGUUGCCACGCGUCAGAAGCCCCUAUCUUCCUGCUGACGUGGAGGGCUAAGGUGAGAGAAAACUCCCCUUUAUUGUAUAAGAUACGUAAUUAUACUACAAUAUGAUUGAAUUCUAUUUUAUUACUUUAGUAAAACUGUAUCUAAGUUUUGAAUUUAAAAAUAUUUGCGUCA